Messenger RNA from Ananas comosus (pineapple), 2793 nucleotides. RefSeq names its product dual specificity protein kinase shkB-like. Lineage: Eukaryota; Viridiplantae; Streptophyta; Magnoliopsida; Poales; Bromeliaceae. Gene Ontology annotation, biological process: protein phosphorylation. Gene Ontology annotation, molecular function: protein kinase activity; ATP binding. The transcript has 13 exons. The coding region runs from base 217 to 2367 and encodes 716 amino acids. The record is from RefSeq and is a predicted model, not a curated record.
UCUUUUCGAGAAAGCAAAACCACCGCCAAUAACCAACAAAGAAAAGAGCACAGGCGCUUCACAACAAGUACAACAAAAAAUAUCAAAUUAAAAAAAAAAAAGAAAAGAAGAGAGAGAGAGAGAGAGGAGGAGGAGGAGGAGGAGAACCCAAAGAGAGGCCAUGAAGCCCCGAUCGCAACGAACCCUAGCUAGGGUUUUCUCGAGCUAGAUCCCUCCAUGGAGAGCCCCUCCGAGGAGCUGAUGAAGAAGAUCCAGGAUCUCGAGGCGGGGCAGGCGCUUCUGCAGCGGCAGAUCUCCAAGCUCAUCCCCGGCGGCGCCGCCGCGGCCGCUGAGGUGGAGAGCGGCGACGGCGCCUCCCGGAGCCCGGAACUGGGCCGCGCCGCGCUUCCCGAUGCGACGCCGGCGCCGGCGCCAGCGCCCGUGCCCUCGGGGCGUUCGGUGAGGCCGCGUGCGGGGUCGGCGUCGACACCGGCGGUGGUGUCGUGUGGGUUGUCGGAGAGGCAGUGCUUGAGGGUUCUGCAGUUGAUGGGGCAAGCGGUGCACAUAUUCGAUCCCUACGGCCGGAUCAUAUACUGGAACCGGUCUGCAGAACAUCUCUACGGUUAUUCUGCAUCAGAAGCGCUAGGUCAGGAUGCCACCGAGCUACUCUUUGAUGCCUGUGACUUCAACAUUGCAAGUGACAUCAUCCAUCACGUAACAACGGGGGGGAGCUGGUCAGGGAAGUUUGCUGUUAAGAACAAACUAGGGCAGAAAUUUUUAGCUAUUGCCACCAAUACCCCUUUCUAUGAUGAUGAUGGUACUUUAGUUGGCAUCAUUUGUGUGUCAAGCGAUUCACGUUCCUUUCAGCAAAUUGCUGGCCCUUCAGUUGAUACAAAGCCCCAACCAAAUCUCUUCAGUAAUCGACUUGGAAUUGCUUCAGCAAAUAAAGGCGGUUCUGAUCAACCACCUCUGCAAGUUGCUAUUGCCUCUAAGAUUACAAAUCUGGCUACUAAGGUCACGAACAAAGUCCGUUCUCUUAAAAAGGGUGAAAAUGGCACAGAAUGCGAAAGUGGUAGUGGUGAUAGUCAAGUUUCCGACCACAAUGCUGUUUCCUCAGACCAUAAGGAGCAAGGAACAUCAAUUGAAGUGAGCAAUGAAAAGUCUCCUCAGAAAGCAAGCAAGGAUAAUAAUGAGGAGACCGAAGGGAAAGUAGGGCUCCACAAGAUUUUAAGCUCAAAGGCCGAGGCAUUAUUUGCUAAAAAAGGAAAUUUGUGGCCAUGGAAAGGGAAUGAAGAUGAGGAUCCAGAUGCAAAAAAUCGACUCCUUUGGCCUUGGUCGCAUAUUGAAAAUGAAAGCGAUCACAAUCAUCCAAAGCAAGAAGGACAAGUAGUUGAAAUCAACAGAACUGGCAACAAUGAAGUGACCGGCUCGUGGUCUUCUUUGAAUGCUAAUAGUACUAGCAGUGUUAGCAGCAGCGGAAGUGCUAGUAGCAGCAUUGUCCAGAAAUUAGAUUUGGAAACCGACUGUUUAGACUAUGAGAUUCUGUGGGAGGACCUCGCAAUUGGAGAACAAAUAGGUCAAGGUUCUUGUGGAACGGUAUACCAUGCUCUAUGGUAUGGUUCGGAUGUUGCAGUUAAAGUGUUCUCAAGGCAGGAAUAUUCAGACGAUGUUAUACUUUCAUUUAGACAAGAGGUAUCUUUAAUGAAGAAGCUGCGACAUCCAAAUAUACUACUAUUCAUGGGUGCAGUUACCUCUCCUCAACGCCUUUGUAUUGUGACAGAGUUUCUUCCCCGAGGGAGCUUAUUCCGGAUGCUUCAAAAGAACACUACCAAGCUGGAUUGGAGACGGCGCACUCAAAUGGCUUUAGAUAUUGCAAGGGGCAUGAAUUAUCUUCACCACUGCAACCCACCCAUAAUUCAUCGUGAUCUGAAGUCAUCAAAUCUGUUAGUCGAUAGGAAUUGGACUGUUAAGGUUGGGGACUUUGGUCUUUCACGACUCAAGCGUGAAACUUAUUUGACAACAAAAUCUGGGAAAGGAACUCCACAAUGGAUGGCACCAGAAGUUCUUCGAAAUGAACCUUCGGAUGAAAAGUCCGAUGUUUAUAGCUAUGGGGUAAUACUCUGGGAACUUGUCACUGAGAAGAUCCCUUGGGAUAGUCUUAAUUCAAUGCAGGUCAUAGGAGCCGUAGGGUUUAUGAAUCAGAGGUUGGAGCUCCCAAGCGACCUGGAUCCUCAGUGGGUGUCGAUGAUCGAGAGUUGUUGGCACAGUGAUCCAAAGUGCCGGCCGACAUUCCAGGAGAUAAUGGAAAGACUUAAAGAUUUGCAGAGGCAACAGAUAAUGCAGUCUCAGACGCUGCGGAACGCAGGAAAGCUAAGCAUUCAGGAUUAAAGUCUUCUACAAACAUUAUGAUAUAUGGAGCUGCAUCCAUUUGUGAGAUCCAAAAAGAAGAAUCUUAUCAGCCUCGUGAUGUUCUCUUCAUGAAAUCAAUUCGGCCGUAGAUUAAUUUGGCCGAAAUAGCCAAUGCUGCAAAAUUAUCGUAUUGAUCGCGUGCCUUUUUAACAUUCAAAAUUGGAUCCUAGAAUGCAAAGAGGAUUUAUCAAUUUGUUGCGCCAUCCGUGACUCAAAGAUCUCAGAUUUGUGAAGAUUCCGUGUCGAUUAAAUUUAGAAUUGGAAAGAAAGAAAUGAUGGAUGCUGUAAUCACCUCCCUCCCAAGUUUGUAAAGAGUAUCAUUCCAGAGCCAUUGUAAUAUUCACUUGUACUAAUAAGUGCUUAUUUUUAGCUUCUUGAUGUAUGAGUUAAGUGUUUGAGAUUCCA